This is a messenger RNA of Paramuricea clavata, 3294 nucleotides long. The record is from the annotation of a GenBank genome assembly. NCBI's taxonomy places the organism in Eukaryota, Metazoa, Cnidaria, Anthozoa, Malacalcyonacea, Plexauridae.
CCGAAUGUAGUAAUUUAUGAAACCGGAUGUAGUAAUUUCCCCUGAAAAAACCUGGUCACACUGACUGUUGGACACAGUCGUUUGAUACAGACAAGAAAGAUUACAAAACAGAGCAAGUGUGAAACUGCCUUUUCCUUGGACUUUUAAGCUUCGAGACAUAAAUUCAUCUCGCACAUUUGCAAGAUUUCAGCAUGGUUUCUCGUCAAAACUUGAUCCAAUGUUGUUAUCUAGUUGCCUUCAUGGUAAGUGUGUUCAUGUGUUCUAAAAUGUACAAUGCGACAUGGCUUUGUUGUUGAACUGGCGAAAUGUUUCAGUUAUUGACUAAUUGUUAUUUUCUUUAUUCGAAGGAUUUAUUUGCGGUUGGCAUGCUUCUGCCGUUAUUUAAUCGUCGUGGAAGGGAGCUUGGGGUUUCGCCUUCGAUUCUUGGUGUAAUAGGUUAGCAUCUUUUGGUGAUAUUCUGUUUAGUUUUUGACCUGUUUCGUGAAUGAUUAUUAGACCAGUGCAUCUGCAAAGUGAAUGCAUGUCCGGCUUACAGUAGGUUCGUGAUUGGUUUUCUGAAACCGAAGUAAAAGUGAUCAGAUCAGUGUUCAAUGUCUUUUAUCAUAUUGGUAUGGGGCCACCCCUCUUGCCCAGAGUCCCUGAGAGUGAGGCCAGAUUACUGAUAUAGCCACCAUUAUAAGAGGAUAUAAUGCCUCCCCCCCCCCCUCCUUGAAAUUGCAAGGCUCGCAUUAAACCAUAGAGGCGAUAGAGCCAUCAUGUAGAGGUUGAAAAUAUACCCAGGGUAUCCAUGAUGAAAUCUCUCUGUGGCUCUGUUUCUUUAAAAAUUGAAAAUCAAAUCCUAAUAUAUUCCUUUUAAUAUCUAGGGUCAAUUUAUGGAGGCUUACAGUUCUUUUCCAGUCCUUAUAUGGUGAGUAUGAAAAAUAUCAAUUGAGAAUUUCAUAUAAGGUUAGAUUAUACACAGUUCUAAUUUCCUGCUGUUAUAGGGCAAAGCCAGUGAUGCAUGGGGACGUAAACCUGUGUUAUUGCUCAGUUUUAUUGGCUGUUUGGUUGGUUACUUUAUGAUGGGGAUAACAGAUACCAUCUUUCUUUUUGCCCUGUCAAGGUUUCCGACAGGUAAGCUUCGAAUGACUUUCAAAAUAUUUUGACAACCAAUAGAGACUGAUUUGCAUACAGCACACAGAAGACAAAAUAGACCUUGGCUAUAGUGGCCAGGGCCAAAUGAAAAGUAUACUUUACAGUCCUAUAACAUGUAACCUGCAACAUUAAAUACAAUGUACAAACUUUUGCAUGUGUCGUAAACACACUCGCACUAUAACCAUGACCCAUAGCCUGCGAACAGGCUCUCAAGCUGAAUUGAGAGCCUGCAUCGAUGACUAAUGAAUUUGAAUAUCUGCGUCUCAAAUCGUGACGCGAAAUUCUCAUUGGCCAGAUGCUAUAAUUUAUAUGUUUCCGCUGAGCUCUAUAUAUGUCAACUGCGAAGCACUAUGCAUAAAAAAACACAUUAACUGAUCAUAUUGGUCUUGGCCGUCUUAUCUCAAAGCACGAAAUGUUCUGUUUUGAGAAAACAGUGUUUAAAACAUUUGAACUUUUGCUUGAAUAUCUUAUAUUUCGAAAAAUAGUAUAAACUGUACGGUCUAAAUUUAGUUUGCACGGUCUAAAUUUAGUUUGCACGAAAGUUGUAAACAACACCAUAUAAGGAUAGACAUUCCAUAUUUGGAAAAACGAACGUUACGGGGCAGAUAUUCAAAUUCAUUAAUCAUCGAUGCAGGCUCUCGCAGGCUACAUGACCCAAGAAACACCAGGCCAUUAAGGAUUUUAGACUUUAAUGAGCUUUUAUUCAAACACCUUUAGGCAUCUUAAAACAUAGUCAAACCUCAGUGAAAGCUUACUUAUCUGAUAUCACAUUGCCAGAAGAGAGAGCUGGGGUGUUUGGAAGGUUUAAUGCUGUUGGUAGUCUUGGCUUCAUUAUUGCACCAAUAAUUGGAGGCACUGUGGCCAUGCAAGAGAAUGGAUAUUUUAAAGUCUCCCUCAUGACCUGUUCUGUCUACUUGUUUGGCUUGGCUUUUAUAUGGCUUGUGUUUGAAAACAAGAAAAUGAAAAGAUCAGAGGAAGCCAAGUUAAGCAAGAACACUGAAGAUAUCGAAAUUGUGGACAAAAGCAGUCAAUCGGGUGGUAGUGUCACCAGACGUAAAAACCUGGAUACGCAACCCGACGACUUGGCCAAUAAGAAGCAAGAUAGCAGUGGUUCUACUUUUUCAAAAUUCUUUAGCUUUCUAAAAAUUGUCUCUGUUCAAUGCAUCUUGGACUUAUUACUCAUUCGCUUUGUCAUGUCAUUGAGCAUGUUGAUAUAUCGUAGCAAUUUUACUUCAAUGCUGGAUUACCGCUAUGGAAUAGAUGCAAAGACUACAGGGUAUAUCAUCUCAUAUGGUAGUAUCGCAGGUGCAAUAUCUGGCAUGUCAAUGGGUACUAUCUAUAGUUAUGUAAAAAGUGACGCAAAAAUGAUGACAUUUGCAGCUCUUUUAAUGACAUCGUCAUUAUUUGGCAUCACUAUAUCUUCAAGUAUUUAUACAGUCCUCAUAUGCAUGGCUCCUCUGUCGCUCUCCACUGCUAUCAUGAGAGUGAAUUCACAUAAUUUGAUGUUAAAGCGUAUUGAGCCUGAGGAAAAAGGUGCAGUGAUGGGAGUUGGAGAUUCUUUGACAUCCGUAGCAAGGAUGAUGUCACCUGCAAUUGCAGGUUUUGCACAAGAGGUCAGUGUAACUGGACCUUGCUGGCUUUCAACAGGCUGUGCCGUCAUUGGUAUCGGACUGAUGUUAGCUUCUCGUCGAUAUAAACAAACCACGGAAGCAGGAAAGAAAACUGAUUAGGUACACUAGUUCUAGAUUCAUUAACUUAAAAAGACGUGGAAAUUGCAACCUCUGAAGUUUAAUUUGGUAAACUAUCCUGUUUAGAGACUAUAAUAUACAAUUGUUACACCCAAAUUGAUUCCAAUAAUUUACUUUUCAAAGACAAGUUGUUUAGCUAUCAUUCCAAAUCUUUUUUACUUCAGUGGAUUUUAUAACAAAAUGUAGAAAAUAUUUCACUAGGUGACAAUUACAAUAGGUUAUAUCAAUCAAAUGAAAACAACAUUAUAUUACAUUGUGUAGAUGUAAAGUGAUUAAAAUUGUAUUAUUUUUACUUGUUCAUUAUUUCAUUCAUUUAUGUACACUUUGGGAGGCUGAGAGAUGAAUUAGGAAUGUCGUAAGGAUACAGGAGAAUAGGCGUUGAUUCGUUCGUCCCAUGAGCAGUCUGCAAUCU